Messenger RNA from Moesziomyces antarcticus, 612 nucleotides. RefSeq lists its product as uncharacterized. Gene Ontology annotation, biological process: endoplasmic reticulum to Golgi vesicle-mediated transport. NCBI's taxonomy places the organism in Eukaryota, Fungi, Basidiomycota, Ustilaginomycetes, Ustilaginales, Ustilaginaceae. The record is from RefSeq and is a predicted model, not a curated record. Gene Ontology annotation, cellular component: endoplasmic reticulum membrane. The transcript has 2 exons. Bases 1 to 612 code for a protein of 203 amino acids.
AUGGGGUUGCGCACUGGACUCAUUAUCGGGACGACGUCCUUCUUGCUAGGGACGCUCGCAAUGCACUGGACCGCGGACCACCUGAUCUUGUGGCAGGCUCCCGUCACGUACGAUUCGGUGGUGACUGCCUACACCUACUACCAGGACACCAUGGUCGACAUGCCCUCCAUCCACCGAAAGUUGCUUCUCGGCAUCGGCACACUCGCCGCGUUGCUGCUCAUAUCCAAGGCGCUCGGCGGUCGCGAGAGCAACUGGCUCUUUGAUGGCGCCUCGCUCUUCCUCUUUGGUGCUGCUGGCCUCGUAUACUACCACAAGAUCGAGCCAAGCCUCGCCACUUUGCCCCCCAGGGCGCCUUCGCCAGGCUCGGGCGCCGUGGACGCCAGGGAUGCCGUCUUUGCACCUCUGCGCGAAAUUGCCACUUCCCACACCGUCUUGGCCGUCGCCCUCGUCGGCGUCAUCCUGCUGCAAAGUGGACAGUACUACAGCGAAAGGCUCGAGGAGCGAGAGCGCAUCGAGGAGGAUGAGGCGCGCAUUCGAAGGCGGCAACGCAGACGCGAGCAGGAAGAGAAGCGCAAAGAGCGUCUGCAGGCUGCUACCACCCAGCAAUCUUGA